AUGAGGUCAAUCAGAUGCUUCCUCACAUGCAUACUUGUCCUUAAUACGCUUCGGGUUGUCACCUGUGGAGCUGAAGUUCAGGAGCAGGAGAAGGCAGCGCCGGAACGACACCUUAACAGGCGGCAUGCAUCUGAUCAUCAGAGCCACAGCAGGCCCUCGAGCCGACUCCUUCGUCGGCAUGCUGUUGACAGCAACGGUGUUGUGGAAAAGAGUGACGACUAUGGUGAUUCAGAUGAGCAGUACGAGGAAAGACCUUCACACAAGCAUCAUCGACAACACCAUAGAAAACGAGGCGCUGCUGUGGAUGACACUGGCCAUGUCCAUAGUGGUGACCACGGCCGUGGCUACAUAGAGUCCAAGGACAGGGGUCAUGCACGAGGCAUUUCUGCCCGAAGGCUUUCGAUGCAUUCGAUCAGGCAAUCAGAUGCGACGGAGGACGCUGGCCCGACCGGCAACGCCACUGCAGAAGAGGAAGAGGACGAGGACGAGGAGGAAGAAACAGACUCAGACGAGGAAGAGGCCGACGAAGACGACGGAGCAGUGCAGGACUGUGAGUACAAUGAUUGGGGAAAAUGGAGCCAGUGCAGCGAAACCUGUGGCGGUGGGUCACGAAAGAGGACUCGGACCGUCAAGACGAAGGCUCAGAACGGUGGGAAGGCCUGCGAAGCCGCGGAGAAGAAACAGACAGAGGAAUGCAACACCAAAGAGUGCCCCGUGGAUUGCGUCAUUAGCGACUGGCAGGACUGGGGCCAUUGUGCGCCCAACUGCCAGGGCCAUCGCAAGCGGAACCGGAUGAUCAUCCAGGCUGCAUCACACGGUGGCCAGGCUUGUGGUGACACGAAGGAGGAAGAGUCCUGCGAUGGCGUUUGCACUGACUGCGAGUACGAGGACUGGUCCUCUUGGGUGGAGUGUUCCGUGACCUGUGGCGGGGGCAAUCAGAACCGGACGCGGGACGUCGCAGUGCCACCAACCAACGGUGGCAAGGCAUGCGUCGGGAACAAGACAGAGACGCGAGUUUGUGGAAAUGGAGCCUGCCCUGUCGACUGCGAGCUCACUGACUGGUCGAAUUGGACAGCCUGCGAACCAUAUUGUGCAGGCAACACUUCGCGGCAUCGCACGGUGAAGACCUUGCCGAUGAACGGCGGUGUAGCCUGCGGUGCAUUGAAUGAGACCCAGAAAUGCACCAACUUCUGUAUGGAUUGCAGCUGGUCGGAUUGGACUGCCUGGACGAACUGCACAGUGUCUUGCGGCGGCGGAACAAUGAACAGGAGCAGGGACCAGACCUUCGUGGCCACAGGAGGAGGAGGUGCCGCACUUCUUCAGCUCGCUGGCUCGCAGGUCUUCGGCUUCGAGAUGAAGGCGUCGAAGAGGUGCGACGCUGGUCACCAGGCCAGUGACGCCUUACCACUCGCGGAGGCCCAGGAGAAGUGCAAGGUUUCGGCUGAUUGCCAGGGCCUUUCGGACCUUGGCUGCGACGGGAAGCAGGUGGUGCUUUGCACCUCGGGCUUUGUGCUGGAGGAGGACGUCUCCGCAUGCGCUUACAACAAGAAGGAGAUCGGAGGAGGCAAGCCUUGCACUGGCGACGGAAUCGAAAAGAAGAAUUGCAGCACUGAUCCCUGUCCCGUCGACUGUGGCUACAGCGAUUGGGCUGAGUGGUCCGCCUGCGAGCCCUAUUGCUCUGGGAACAAGACGCGGGGUCGGAGCAUCGUCACCGAAGCAGCUCAUGGCGGCGUCGCUUGUACAAAAGAGGAGCUGAAGGAGCAGAAGGCCUGUGCGAACUUCUGCAUGGACUGCCAAGUUUCGGAUUGGACGGAAUGGGACGCCUGCAGCGUGACUUGUGGCGGUGGGCGCACCAAUCGGACGCGGACGGAGACGUACGUGAACCGGCCGAAUCUGACCGGGAGUCUGCUGGAGGUAGGGUGCCGAGCCGCUCUCUGCAGGUGCACGGCCGAAAGCCUGGGGCCAAAGAAGAAGGAGUUUCUUCCGGCCAGGGCUGAGAGGAAAUGCAGCAACGAUCCAACCUGCUAUGCACUCUACGACAGAGACUGCGAUGGUGGCCUCAGGGUCCCCUGGCUUCCGGUGUCCAGAAUGUUGGAAUAG
This is a messenger RNA of Symbiodinium necroappetens, 2100 nucleotides long. The record is from the annotation of a GenBank genome assembly. Lineage: Eukaryota; Dinophyceae; Suessiales; Symbiodiniaceae.